GCUCCGGCACCGCCCGUCGCGGACGCGCUCUCGCCGCCCCCGCCUGCGCACCGCCGCCGCGCCCGGGCCCCCUGCCCGCAGCCAUGAGCGCUCUCCACCCGGGGAGAGCCCGCCGCCCUCUAGAUUAGUUCCUGCCACCGCUCCUGGACCCGCCUGCACCAUGGAGUCCCCCGCCUCCAGUCAGCCCGCUAGCAUGCCCCAGACCAAAGGGAAAUCCAAGAGGAAGAAGGAUUUACGGAUAUCCUGCAUGUCCAAGCCACCUGUACCCAACCCCACACCCCCCCGGAACCUCGACUCCCGGACCUUCAUCACCAUUGGAGAUAGGAACUUUGAGGUGGAGGCCGAUGACCUGGUGACCAUCUCAGAGCUGGGCCGAGGAGCCUACGGGGUGGUAGAGAAGGUGCGACAUGCCCAGAGUGGCACCAUCAUGGCCGUGAAGAGGAUCCGGGCCACCGUGAACUCACAGGAGCAGAAGCGUCUGCUCAUGGACUUGGACAUCAACAUGCGGACGGUCGACUGCUUCUAUACUGUCACCUUCUAUGGGGCCCUCUUCAGAGAGGGAGAUGUGUGGAUCUGCAUGGAGCUCAUGGACACAUCCCUGGACAAGUUCUACCGGAAGGUGCUCGAUAAAAACAUGACCAUUCCAGAGGACAUCCUGGGGGAAAUUGCUGUGUCUAUCGUGAGGGCGCUGGAGCACCUGCACAGCAAGCUGUCGGUGAUCCAUAGAGACGUGAAGCCGUCCAAUGUCCUCAUCAACAAGGAGGGCCACGUGAAGAUGUGUGACUUUGGGAUUAGUGGCUACUUGGUGGAUUCUGUGGCCAAGACGCUGGAUGCCGGCUGCAAGCCCUACAUGGCUCCCGAGAGAAUCAACCCGGAGCUUAACCAGAAGGGCUACAAUGUCAAGUCCGAUGUCUGGAGUCUCGGCAUCACCAUGAUUGAGAUGGCCAUUCUACGGUUUCCGUAUGAAUCCUGGGGGACUCCGUUCCAGCAGCUGAAGCAGGUGGUGGAAGAGCCAUCUCCCCAGCUCCCGGCCGACCGUUUCUCUCCUGAGUUCGUGGACUUCACUGCACAGUGCUUGAGGAAGAACCCCGCAGAGCGCAUGAGCUACUUGGAGCUGAUGGAGCACCCAUUCUUCACAUUGCACAAAACCAAGAAGACAGACAUUGCGGCUUUCGUGAAGGAGAUCCUGGGGGAGGACUCAUAGGGGGCAGGGCCAUGGACUGCACUGGGCCCUCCAGCACCCUACAGCCCCCUCUGCUGGGGCAGUGCUUGCCCAUGCCCAGAAGCUACUGCCACCCCAGCCUUGGGUGUUUGGGGGAAGAAUCGAGGGGGCUGCUCCUGCCUGGCUCGAUAGCAGGCCGUUGGUCCCAAGUGCCAAAGAACCAGACCACUGGGGCCCUCAGCCAGGCCCUUGUGGACCCCACCAGUGCCUCUGCCCCUGCUGCUUCAAGGACCCCAUCUCCAGCCCCCGAGAUCCUGGACUUGGAGGGGCCCGGAUGGCAGACCCUAUUGCUCCUCACAGAGAAGGCAGCCGGUGCCCGUGUGCGGGAAACUGCCGUGGCCCAGCCCUGGAUGCCACCCAAGUUGUAUAUUUUUUUAAUCUCUUGACUGAAUGGACUUUGCAAACAUUGGCCUAGGGUGGCCAUGCCUCUGUCCUGGCUUCAGUAUUUGGGGGGAGACACACUCGGGGGAUGAGCCAUGUGAAUCCUCCUGAGUCCCCAUGAGUGAGACAACAGCCACCCGAGCCUUCACCCUGGCAAUGGCUAAUAAGGCCUCUAAGGGCACACGGGCUCAACCUAGCUCCCGCCCACUGCCUCGGGAGGGGGUUUUCACUUUUUUUUAAUUUAUCCUCUUGAUUUUUUUUCUUUUGCUUUGUGGGUUUGACUGGUUUUUCUUGCAUGGUUUGGAGCCGAUCACUUUUCUCCCACCCCCUAGGGACCAGCAGGUGGAGAUCCCUGUGUCUCUGCUCAGUCUGGGGUCUAGGGGGAUGGGCCCAAGGUCUCUGCUCAGAGAGGUGCUAGGGGAGCUGUCUAGCUCACUCUCCUUGGGGACCGGCUCAACGGGGGCUGUGGAUUUGCUUUUGGUGUUGUUUAAAAAAAAAAAGAAAGAAAAAAUAUACUUUUUGAAGAAAGGACUGCCCAGGGUUUUAUCCCUGAUAGGUCGGGGCAGUUACCUGAUUGCUGUUUUAAUUUAAAAAAAAAAAAAGGAAAAGUAGAACAACA
This is a messenger RNA of Nyctereutes procyonoides (raccoon dog), 2222 nucleotides long. RefSeq names its product mitogen-activated protein kinase kinase 3 (gene MAP2K3). Gene Ontology annotation, biological process: MAPK cascade; protein phosphorylation. The transcript has 12 exons. Bases 161 to 1204 code for a protein of 347 amino acids. NCBI's taxonomy places the organism in Eukaryota, Metazoa, Chordata, Mammalia, Carnivora, Canidae. Gene Ontology annotation, molecular function: MAP kinase kinase activity; ATP binding. The record is from RefSeq and is a predicted model, not a curated record.